Molecule: messenger RNA, 849 nt
Organism: Pseudovirgaria hyperparasitica
Lineage: Eukaryota; Fungi; Ascomycota; Dothideomycetes; Acrospermales; Acrospermaceae
Product: periplasmic binding protein-like II
Exons: 3
Coding region: 1-849 (282 amino acids)
Source: RefSeq, a predicted model, not a curated record
AUGUCUAAACCGCUGAGGAUCGGCUACGUGCCAGGCAAGACCUCAGAGUUGUACUACAACCUGAAUGCCUCACUCGUGCCGUUCCCGUCUGGCACUGGUCAUAUGAUCCAGUCACUUAGAGCCGCGGAAAUUGACGUGGGCGUUGGCCUCACAGAGGGCUGGGUUGCUGGUCUUGCAAAGCCAGAGAAAGGUUAUAAGCUUGUUGGUACUUAUGUUGAGACCCCACUCUGCUGGGCAAUCAGUACAGGACCGAAGAGAAACAUAGAUGGAGUGCAGGGACUGAGAAAUGGCAAAAUCGGUGUCAGCCGAAUUGGAAGUGGAUCCUAUGUAAUGGGAUUUGUCCUGGCCGACCAGAACGGUUGGCUGAAGAGCCCAGGAGAGGCCCCUUUUGAUGUUGUGCCUCUCGAUACCUUUGCCAAACUUAGGGAGGGUGUGAAAGAUGGCGUGGCAGACUUCUUUAUGUGGGAGCACUUUACAUCUAAGCGCUAUUACGACAACGGCGAGAUCAAGAGGAUAGGAGAGAUAUACACGCCAUGGAGUAGCUGGAAGAUCGUUGCAAGAGAGUCCGAUGAUUCCAGGCUAGAUGAUAUGUUCAAAAGUAUCAACCAGGGUGUUGCUCAUUUCAACGACAACAAGGACGAAGCGGUUGAAUACAUCAGCACGGAGCUGGACUAUUCGAAGGAGGACGCGAUCGAAUGGUUGACAACAGUCAAAUUCGCGCAUGACACCCAGGGUGUUGAUGAGAAGGUUAUCGACAAGACAAUCGAUAUACUGGCCAAGGCUGGAGUUGUAGACCUGGCGUCCUGUAGCAGCAGCAGCGAGAUGAUAAGUCGCAAGCGGGCAUACUAA